This is a messenger RNA of Daucus carota subsp. sativus, 5697 nucleotides long. Its product is annotated as triacylglycerol lipase SDP1-like. Gene Ontology annotation, molecular function: triacylglycerol lipase activity. The record is from RefSeq and is a predicted model, not a curated record. The transcript is spliced from 8 exons. Gene Ontology annotation, biological process: lipid metabolic process. Lineage: Eukaryota; Viridiplantae; Streptophyta; Magnoliopsida; Apiales; Apiaceae. Bases 2790 to 5321 code for a protein of 843 amino acids.
UUGUUUGAUGUAAGUCUUUAUUUUCAUGAAGUUUGGCAAAAGAAUGCCUAAAGUUAAUAAGAUGUAUCAUCAAAUAAUGAGUUAAAAUUUUAAACGAAACGAGUUUGGCUGUGAUUUAAUUUGGCGCAUGAGAUUUUUUGUUUUAUUUUCAAUGUUGGUGAAAAGACAUAUUAGAGCACAUCAUAAUCUGUCUAUGAAUUUGCCGACUAGCUUUAACCAAUACAAUAUAUGAUAAGACUCGGUGGAUGAGAAUUACGCACGGUUUGAAUUUGAUAUUUUUUGAUGAACUCUUCCAACUAUUUUUUCAACUCGAGUGAACGUCAGAGAAUAAGAGAGGUUCGAAUUUUUCAAUUUCUAAUAGAUAAAUUUUUAGUCAUUUUCCUUUUCAGUACCUCAAAUGUGUGUGAGAAAGCUUUUGUGGAGAACACACUCACGCAGCUUGCUAGAAAAAAGUAACCAAGCCUGCUCAAAUCGAUGCUUAAAAUGACGAGUCAAUACGAGACUUUACCCAGCAACUUGAUUGUCAGUGGAUUUAGGAACUGUGGUUCGCCGGCAAGUUCAGUGUCAGAUGCAACUUAGAACACUGAAUGUCAAAAUAAGUAUUGUCAGCUGAGACUUAGAAAUUAAAUGAAGUAGUGUCCAGGACCCAAAAUAACGUGAAGCAUAAAAAAAAUGCCAAUAGUUGUUUGAAAGGGUGACUGGGCGAGGUAACUUAAUGAUGAUCAAUAUAAUUAGUAGUGACUCAUAAAUAACUGAUUAGGUCUGUCAUUGUAUUUGCACCCUGAUGUAGAUAAUAUGAACAAUGGUAUCAUGUGAUCAACCUUAGUUAGCAGAUCGCGUAUAAAAAGCUACACACUGAUAGAUUUUACGGAUAGAAGAUCGAAAAGAAGCAAGAUUGAACCAGGGAAUUGGAUGGACUGAGAGGCCUUAUCGAUUCAAUGCAGAUAAAGGCAAUGGCAAGGAAGCCAAUCUUUGGGACUGUAUUUAUUGGGAUAGUGCUGCUUCUACUUGGAGACUUUAAUCAAGCUUUAACAACAGAGUCUCCAGCACCUCAGCCACAACCACCUCAGACAGAACUACCUCCAACAGAACCAUCUCCUACACAACCAUCUCCGACAGAGCCAUCUCCGACAGAGCCAUCUCCGACAGAACCAUCUCCGACACAACCAUCUCCGACAGAACCAUAUCCGAUACAUCCAUCUCCAACACAACAUCAUCUGACACAUCCAUCUCCGACACAACAUUCUCCUGACCUUCCCAUGAAUGGUGGCACUCCAGGUAGUCUACGGCCUGAAGAUUGUGGACCGAGAUGCAUGGGGAGAUGCGCAAAGACUGCGUUCAAGAAACCAUGUAUGUUCUUCUGUAGAAAAUGUUGCGCCAAGUGCUUAUGUGUGCCUCCUGGGACAUAUGGAAACAAGCAUAUGUGCCCUUGCUACAACAACUGGAAGACCAAGAGAGGAGGCCCCAAGUGCCCUUAGUAACAUCACUCGAUUCCUCCAUCACUACCACCCAUAUGGUCAUAUCUAUCUAUUCUCAAAUCUAGCUAUUUUGUCAUUCUCAUGGUUAGCUACCCGCUUACUCAGUGGGACAGAUCGUGCCGCUCAGUUUAGACUUUCUUCGUGCAAGUCAUUUAUGGUGUAGACACAAAAAUAAAUUCUAGUAGUUUUUCUUCCUUCAAUUCCAACGAUAUAUUGAACAUAAUACAUACAAAUACAAAUAUCCACUCUGCAUUUUCGUUGAAUUAGUAAUCCUUAUUCAUCAUAUUCCAGUGUAUCGCCGCUCAACAAUUCUAUAUAAAAUAUUAUCAUUAAAUCAAUACCCCACUUAGAAUCAAGAAGCGAAAACAAAUAUUUGAUUAACCAGAGAAAACAACCUAAAAAUACAAAUCAAAAAACAAAAAUAAAAGCAAACUGGAAAUAAAAAAAAUAAAAUUUGAUCUAAUAAUUGAAGCCACAAUUUAAACGAUUGCUGACGACUAACUUUCAAAUCCGAGUUGGAAUCAACCCUUUAUUUGACGGUCUUGCCUCAUAAAUUAUCAAAAAGCAUUCAAUAAUUUAAAUUAUCAGUAGUUAUUUAAUUUUAUCUUUACCGUAAAAGAAACGGAAUCAUAAUACGACUACGACUCACGAGUGUGCAUCUCAACUUAAAGAAUACAAAAAAUAAAAAAUAUUAUUCUGUCAAGACGAAAUCAGUCGUACAUGAUCGCGAUCGCCAACCUUUACGAUCUUCCUCUUCUCAACGGUGACCAGAACACAACAAAAACAAAAACAAAAGUAACCUGCAAAUCUCUUACACACCAUCACAUUUUAUUACACGACAUAUAUAUAUUUCGUAUAAGCAAACCCAACUCAAGUUUCAUUUCUUUACACAAACACAAUCCACCUGCGUAAUAGUAAUAAUAACAAUAAAAAAACUAAAUUACUCUGACUUCUCUCCGAGGAUUAUUCAAGACUUGAAAAACCUAUACACACAUAAAUGCUGUAUGCACAUGCUGACUAUUUGUCAUACCAUACUUGAACGUCACACUCCUCAUCUACAUCGUUAUCUCAUCUCCCGUUUUUUCACAACUCCCAAUGUUCUUGGAGUAUUAUAUUAUUGCUUACCCAUUUCUUGGUUUUUCACCGGAGGUUUUUUAGGGUUUGUUUUAUCUGCUGAUUCUGGUGGCUAAUUUUGAUCAAUUCAUUGCAGCUGGGAGGGACUCGCUUAAGGCUUUAAUUUAGAGUAUCAGUUACUAGCCCUUUAAAUCGAUCACAGUUGGAGCCAAUUUUUGUAAGUUUUAGUUGUCUGAUAUGGAUAUAAGUAAUGAGGCAACUGUUGACAAAUUCUUUAUCGGACCUUCAACAUUCUGGGGUCGGACGAUUGCUUUCAGAGUGCUCUUUUGCAGGUCAAUGUCACAACUGAGGGAACAAAUUUUUCAUGUGCUUCUCUGUUACUUGCAAAAACUUAAAGAUAAUAUAAAGUUCUACUUGAAACCCAUGAUAUCGUGGUUUCAUCCGCGCAACCCACAAGGUAUCUUGGUAAUGAUGAUACUGAUAGCUUUUAUGUUAAAACGCUACACCAAUGUAAAAAUGAGGGCUGAGGUGGCUUAUCGGAGAAAAUUUUGGAGGAAUAUGAUGAGAUCUGCCUUAACCUAUGAAGAAUGGGCUCACUCAGCUAAAAUGCUAGACAAAGAAACUCCCAGAAUCGAAUCAGAUCUCUAUGACGAAGAACUUGUGAGGAAUAAACUCCAAGAGCUCCGCCACCGCCGCCAAGAAGGUUCUCUCAGAGAUAUCAUAUUUUGCAUGAGAGCAGACCUGGUUAGAAACCUUGGGAAUAUGUGCAACCCAGAGCUUCACAAGGGAAGGCUUCAAGUGCCUAAACUUAUAAAGGAAUAUAUUGAUGAAGUCUCAACCCAAUUGAGAAUGGUUUGUGACUCAGACUCUGAGGAGCUUUUGCUGGAAGAGAAGCUUGCUUUUAUGCAUGAGACAAGACAUGCUUUUGGGAGGACUGCGUUGCUUCUGAGUGGGGGUGCUUCACUGGGGGCAUUCCAUGUUGGUGUGGUGAAAACAUUUGUUGAACACAAACUCAUGCCCCGCAUAAUUGCUGGGUCUAGUGUGGGAUCCAUCAUGUGCUCUGUUAUUGCUACUAGGUCUUGGCCUGAGCUUCAAACCUUUUUUGAGGAUUCUUGGAGCUCUCUGCAGUUCUUUGACCAGUUGGGCGGAAUAUUUGCAAUUUUUAGAAGAGUUAUGACACGAGGUGCAGUUCAUGACAUAAGACAGUUGCAGAUGAUGUUGAGGCAGCUUACAAAUAAUCUCACAUUUCAAGAAGCGUAUGAUAUGACUGGUCGAGUUCUUGCAAUCACCGUAUGCUCCCCAAGAAAGCAUGAACCUCCUCGAUGCCUUAACUAUUUGACUUCGCCUCAUGUUGUUAUUUGGAGUGCAGUUACCGCCUCUUGUGCUUUUCCUGGUCUUUUUGAAGCCCAAGAACUAAUGGCAAAAGAUAGAAGUGGAGAGAUUGUUCCGUAUCAUCCCCCAUUCAACUUAGGGCCUGAAGAGGGUCAAGGUACAUCUGCACGUAGGUGGAGAGAUGGUAGCUUGGAGAUUGAUUUACCAAUGAUGCAAUUAAAAGAGCUCUUUAAUGUUAAUCACUUUAUUGUGAGUCAAGCUAAUCCUCAUAUUGCUCCUUUACUAAGAGUAAAGGAAAUUGUGAGAGCAUAUGGAGGCAACUUCGCCGCUAAGCUUGCGCAUCUUGUUGAGAUGGAGGUGAAACACAGAUGUAACCAGAUACUAGAGCUUGGUUUUCCUUUAGGAGGACUUGCCAGGCUAUUUGCCCAAGAAUGGGAAGGUGAUGUCACCGUGGUAAUGCCAGCCACCCUAGCUCAGUAUUCAAAGAUCAUACAGAACCCUUCUCAUUCGGAACUUCAGAAAGCAGCCAAUCAAGGCAGGAGGUGCACUUGGGAGAAGCUGUCAGCCAUAAAAGCCAAUUGUGGUAUUGAGUUAGCACUUGAUGACUGUGUUGCGAUACUUAAUCACAUGCGUCGACUGAAGAGGAGUGCACAGAGAGCAGCUGCUGCUUCUCAAGGCUUAUCUAGCGCAGUGAGAUUUAGUGGUUCGAAAAGAAUUCCUUCAUGGAAUUGCAUUGCUCGAGAAAACUCAACUGGUUCUUUUGAAGAAUUCGUUGCAGAGCUUGGAUCCUCACUACAGCAAGGUGGGGUUGGUGGAACAGGAUCCACUUCUUGGAACGUGCGGACCAACCGCAGUACACAUGAAAGCAGUGACAGUGAGCCUGAGAGCCCUGAUCAAAAUUCUUGGACGAGAUCUGGUGGUCCCUUGAUGAGGACAACGUCAGCUGAUCUUUUUGUUGAUUUUGUCCAAAAUUUGGAUGGUGAUCUCAAAUCCAAUAAAGGAAUAAUGGUACCGAACAGCACGAUUCAUAUCUCAGCCAGAGAUUCGAAUCCCCAAAGCCCAAGGGUGACGACACCUGAUAGAAGCUCAGAUAUGGAUUCUGAUCAAAGGGAUGUUAUCAAUAGAGCCUCAAUGAACAGUUCUAGUAUUUUAGUUGCUGAAGGUGAGCUUCUGCAGGCUGAAAGGAUUCACAACGGGAUUGUAUUUAACAUUGUAAAGAAGGAAGAGAUGACUCCUUCAAACAGGAGUCUUGAUUCUGACUCGGUUGCUGCAUGCAUGCAACUUGAAUCUCCUGCCAAGGAGAUAGACGGGAGCUCAAGCUCUGAAUCGGAGUAUGAGGCUAAUGUUAAUCAUUCUCUAAACAGUACCGAUGCAAGUAGCAUCAAGGAUCAGCUAACUGCUGCUAAUGAUUUUCAUAAGGAUGCUGAAAAUAACUGAGAUUCAAUUGCGUUUUUUUCAUGUCAUAUAUAUGCAGAUCAACAAGGCUAAUUCACGUUAUAGACAACAGGAAGCGCUAAUACACUAACAGAUUCAUGAGGUAGCAGAGCAGUAUAUCAUACUACCGAAGCAACAUUUUAGCUGGGCUACAUUGCUGGUGUUAGUUCUGUACAGGUAAUUCAUACUGAUCCUCUGCUGCUCCAAAAUGAGUUUUAGUAUAUGUUGUUAAGUCUGUCAUAGUUGGUUUACGUCAAAGUACAAACAUAGAUGCUGUGCAGCUGCUAAGCUGCAUGUUAUACUAGGAACUUGUAUGUAAAUGGUAUGUUCUGUAUGCAGAAAUAUACAAGAAAGUUAUACAACUACUCCAUUUCAUGAA